AUGUCGUCACUAAAAGUCUCUGAGGACCAGCAAGGAUCCUUUCGAGCACCAUUCUCAAAUCUCGUGAAAUUCCUAGAGAAGAGCUUUCGUCAUAAGGGACCGGUGAGUAUUCCAAACGAGGUCAAGAAGCUAUUCCAAAACCCGAUUCUGCCUGCCGAAAGCUCUCCUCUUCGCGAUCUGUUGAAAAUACUCAACAAUGGCCGUCCAAAGAACAUAUUGCGCCUGGAUCCUGAAGCUUUCAAUGGAGUUGUGUCGAUUGUGCUAGAUUUCCCUCACUCGUCGAUACAAAACAAACUGCUCUACCUCUUCAUGGUCCGAGGUGAAACUCUUCUGGUAGACCUGUUCGACGACCCAACUCUCUUACAAAUUCAAGCGGAAAAUGCCACACUACACAGGAUGCAAGGACGAAUGGACAACCUAGGAAAAGUAUUGGCUCCUUGUGUCCUGCGCCAUCUUGUGUGCCGCGAAAAGGAUAUCCAAUUGCGUUGGAGGGCUGCUCAACUGCUCUCGUUGAUACUUCAUCUAAGCGAAGGCGCGGAAGAACACGUCACGCGACUGGACGAGUGUUUCCUCUUGGUUGAUAUUCUUGAGGUAGAGGAGAGCUCCUUCCUUCGCGUCUUGGUGGCCGAUAUUGUCCGAAAGCUACUUUCAAGAGGAGUCGAACGAGAUUUCUUCAGGAAUGUAUGCAGCACGCCGAGGACGAUAGACGAUUUCCCCGUAGCGGCGAGUGCCGAUUCAACAUGGAUAGACAAACUGAUCAACCACUUGAACGAGAUUAACCCUACACGAGCCUUCGUCGGAAAGUCCGAACAAAUAUUCAAAGUACGGCAGCUAGAUUGUGGAAGCGACACGUACUUGGAAAGUUCAUCCGAAUUCAUUGCAGUGAUUACGAACGAGGUCAAUUUUCUCCUCCCCAAUAGAUCGGAUAUUCCGAUAUUGAUUUCUGUACCUAUCACGAAAGAUAUGUCUUUCACUUCCAUCACACCGGAAUCAGACUCCGCAUCAUCUUCGCUUGUCGAGAUCCAUUAUCCCGGAAAUGAUGGUUAUAGAACCGUUAACGGAAGCAAAAGUGCUAUUGACACCAUCACGUUGGGGUUCUUUGAUGCGGAAUCGGCAGAAGCUUUCUCCCGGUUGCUCAGAGAACAACAAAACAAUGAUACAUCACAUUCAAUGGAUAGCGAUCCAAAAGUGGAAGACGUUCGGUUAAGGGAAUCCAAGAAACAUUCUAUGGCGCUUAUCGACGUGAGUUGGGAUUCUGAUGAUGACCAGUCGAUGAUCUCUUCCAAAUCGAAACGAAUCCGAAAGGAGACUUCUAGCGCUGAAGUCUCGUCGCCACUGCACAAUACCUUUUCCCCAACUCUGCAAAGGAAAAGUUCCCGCACCCUGCCGCAGAAUCUGCUCUCAAUCUUGGGAUCGAACGAUGACUCUGGUGAGGAUACGCCAUCAUUGAAGAGGCCUCGGGAUAGUCGUCAAUUUGUCGAACGCCUGCGUGCUUUGCAAAAGAACUCAAAGACCGUGAAUCCCAAGGAUGUAAUUGGGCCGCCAAAGGCAAAGCUGGCAGAGAAGAAUCGCGAGGAUGGAUCAGAGAAGCUGGUGCAACAUACGAUACAGCGCAGGCUAUUGCUUCACUCACAGACGACUCCAACAAAGUCGACCCGUACACGCCUACCCUCGACUUCAAAUCAGUCUGCCUCUCAGCGAACAAAGAUUGAUUCAUCAUGUACGAAGACUACGGGCAAGACAACCACAGAUCCCGCCCCUACAUCAGUCACCAGCUCAGCGCAGAAAGUAGAUAAGGCCCAGAAUAUUGCAAGAGAAGACAGAGUCACUCGCAACACUCAAUGUGUAAGCCACCAGCAUCAACAAGAAUGGAAGAAAAUGUCUAGUCUGGCUGAAAUUAAGCAAGACGAAAAUAGUCAUUCCUCGAGGCCUGAGUCGCGAACCAAAAUUGGCCUUAAACGAAGAUCUUUGAAAGACGCCAGCUCUAAAUCCAAAGAUGUGGCUGCCGCCGACGAAUUUGACCUUCCGUCGGCUGACGAAGAACAGAAUCGAUCGAAAAAGAAGGCCAAAACAGUCAAAUCUAAGCAAUCGGCGGUCCCAGCAAUUACCAAUGCUUCUGAGAAGAAAACUGGAACCAAAAGGCAGCGAAUUCCCGGGAAAAUCGGCUCAAAAGGAGCAAGAACAAACCGGAGCCACUGA
Messenger RNA from Rhinocladiella mackenziei CBS 650.93, 2199 nucleotides. RefSeq lists its product as uncharacterized. The transcript has 6 exons. The record is from RefSeq and is a predicted model, not a curated record. NCBI's taxonomy places the organism in Eukaryota, Fungi, Ascomycota, Eurotiomycetes, Chaetothyriales, Herpotrichiellaceae. The coding region runs from base 1 to 2199 and encodes 732 amino acids.